UACCUGACUCUUUGCUGCCUAUUCUCCCCAACAACAUAAAACAGCUCUGGGUAAGCACCAAGCAGUAAAGCAGGUAAUGUGGGCUAGCAUCUUGGCCUUGACCUGAGACUACCAAUCCAGUAACAGAGUCAUGGGGACCCAGGGUAUCAGCUUCCUGCAGAAGGUCCAGAAGAGUAGGAGAUGUCAUGUGCUAGUAGUAUAAACUAGUCCAUGUUGUGAGGACAAGGUAAGGGUGUGUUUCUGGGGAUUGCUAGAGGGCUGAGGCUGCCAUGUACAGGGCAAAGGAAUAGGCCUAAGAGUAGAAAUUGGACUUUCAUUUGUGAAGAUUCAAGGAAAUAAAGCUGGAGUAAAAAGUCUCUUCCUAUAUUGGAAGAAACAAGGUAAAAUGAGGCCUCCUGGCAGAGAGAUCAGAGAAGCUGACACAAAAAAGUGCUUACCUAGUUUCUUAACCCUUGUAAGGUGGGAGCACAGGAUAGGGAAUUAACUCCAGCCUUCCAGUUCGUCGUUUCCAUUUGCCGUCGUUUCCAUUUGCUUGCUAAAUAAAUCCUUACAAUUCAGUUCCCUAGUCAUUUUUAAAACUUCCUCCUUCUUCUGGAAGCCAUUUGUGCUCUGUCAUUUCUGCCUUAAACUUACCUGUUGAAUCCACUGUCUUACCUCAGUUCCCAGUACCACAAAUGGAAUAGUGGCUUUUAGUUCCUCUUAUUUGGAUAUUACUGUGAUAAUCACCUGCCUCUGUUCUGCCCCAGCCCUCUUCACGUACUCUGUAAGUCUCUCUCCUGUUAAAACUAUUCAGUAGUUACCUAUCAUAGCCUUUGGGCUGAAAUUCUAAGAUCCUCCAGGACAGUGCAGACACCCCCCUACCAUUCAUCCUGUAGCUAGCUGUUCUAAAGCUCUUCCCUGUAGUUCCAACCCUACACACACACUGCACUCCUACCCUUCUGUGCCUUUGCACAUUCUGUUCCCCCUUCCUGGAAUGGCCUGCAGGCUUUUCCAUGCCGCCUAGGUUCUGCUACUUCAUGGCAGCCUUUAGGACCCAACCAACCCUGAACCCCUUCACACGGCACUUAAAAGUUAUAAUUUACUUGUUUGUCUUCCUCAAAAGUCUGUGAUCUACCCAAAGGCAGGGUCUGAGUAUUUCAUCUGUAUUCCCCGGCGUCAGGAAUUUAGAGCCAUGCCAACAGCUACAGGACUGCUUUGGGAAACCAAGGCGGGAGGGGCAGUUGGCGGGCUCCUGAGAAGAGGGGCGGGGUGGGGGGGGGGGAGUUGCUUAUGAGGGAGGGCGUGGUCGGAGGCGGGACUCUGCCCUUAACCCUACCCUGGGGCGCUAGGGCGCCUGCGCAGAAAGCGUUAAGAUGGAGAUCGGUGAAGUUGACGUCCGCUCGGCAAUGGUGGUGUUUCUCUGAAAUGAAAUACAUAAAAUGUUUUAUUUCAGAAAUUCCAUGGAAUUAUAGUUGGUACUAUUCUGCAAUGUCUCUAGUUGAAAGCCAAAGUGAAGACAGACAAAGUGAAGAACAAGUGAGAUAUCUACAAGCCAAUAGCAGAGAACUCAACUCUACCUUUGGAUAUCCCAACAAUACCAUCAAGACCUCAAGAUACAGUGUCUUUAACUUCUUGCCCCUGAACCUGUUUGAACAAUUCCAGAGACUUGCAAAUGCAUAUUUCCUCAUUUUGCUAUUCCUACAGUUGAUUCCCCAGAUCUCCUCCUUGGCGUGGUACACGACUGUGAUACCCCUGAUGGUGGUGCUAUCCAUAACAGCAGUGAAGGAUGCCAUCGAUGAUGUGAAAAGGCACCAAAAUGACAAUCACGUCAACAACCGUUCUGUUCUGGUGGUGAUGAAUGGCAGGAUAAAGGAAGACAAAUGGAUGAAUAUUCAAGUGGGAGAUAUAAUAAAACUAAAAAAUAAUCAGCCUGUCACGGCUGAUGUGCUAUUACUCUCUAGCAGUGAGCCCUAUGGUCUGACAUAUAUAGAAACAGCAGAAUUGGAUGGUGAAACCAACCUGAAAGUGAAGCAGUCCAUCUCAGUUACCAGUAACUUGGAAGAUAACCUGGGGCUGCUGUCUUCUUUUGAUGGAAAAGUAAGGUGUGAGUCUCCCAAUAACAAGUUGGACAAAUUCACAGGAAUACUGACUUUUAAGGGAAAAAACUACACCCUGGACCAUGACAAGCUGCUACUCCGAGGCUGCAUCAUCAGGAAUACAGAUUGGUGCUAUGGCUUGGUGAUUUACACUGGACCAGACACCAAAUUAAUGCAGAACUGUGGAAAGUCUACCUUUAAGCGGACACACAUGGACCAUCUCUUAAAUGUCCUCGUGCUCUGGAUUUUCCUGUUUUUAGGUGGCAUGUGUUUUAUCCUAGCAAUUGGGCAUGGCAUUUGGGAGAACAAGAAAGGCUACUACUUCCAGGAUUUUCUACCAUGGGAAGAAUAUGUGUCUUCAUCAGUAGUCUCUGCCAUCCUCACAUUCUGGUCCUAUUUCAUUAUUCUCAACACUAUGGUGCCCAUUUCCCUUUAUGUCAGUGUUGAGAUAAUAAGAUUGGGCAACAGUUGCUAUAUCAACUGGGAUCGGAAGAUGUAUUAUGCACCAAAGAACACACCAGCACAGGCUCGCACCACCACCCUUAAUGAGGAACUUGGCCAGGUCAAAUAUGUGUUCUCCGACAAAACUGGAACCCUGACUCAGAACAUCAUGAUUUUCAAUAAGUGUUCUAUUAAUGGGAUAAUCUAUGGUUAUGGCUAUGACAAGAAUGGACAAAGAGUAGAAGUCUCUGAGGAAACAGAAAAGGUCGACUUCUCCUACAACAAACUGGCUGAUCCUAAGUUUUCAUUUUAUGACAAUACUUUGGUGGAAGCCAUGAAAAAGGGAGAUCACUGGGUGCACUUGUUUUUCCUCUCACUCUCAUUGUGUCACACUGUGAUGUCAGAAGAGAAAGUGGAAGGUAAGCUGGUGUACCAGGCUCAGUCCCCAGAUGAAGGUGCCCUCGUCACUGCUGCCAGGAACUUUGGCUUUGUAUUCCGUUCCCGCACAUCUGAGACGAUCAUGGUAGUUGAAAUGGGUGAGACCAAAGUCUACCAACUGCUGGCUAUUUUGGACUUCAGCAAUGUGCGCAAGAGGAUGUCUGUUAUUGUGAGGACACCUGAAGAUCGAGUAAUGUUAUUCUGCAAGGGUGCAGACACCAUUCUCUGUCAGCUGCUCCAUCCAUCCUGUAGAUCCCUCAGAGAUGUGACCAUGGAACAUUUAGAUGAUUUUGCCUUUGAAGGUCUCCGCACCCUCAUGGUGGCCUACCGAGAAGUGGAUAAUGCCUUCUACCAGGCCUGGAGCAAGAAGCACAGUGAAGCCUGCCUGUCUUUGGAAAAUCGGGAAGAUAAAAUAUCAGAUGUCUAUAGAGAGAUGGAAAAAGACUUGAUGCUGUUAGGGGCCACAGCCAUAGAAGACAAGCUCCAGGAUGGUGUACCUGAAACAAUCACCACCCUGAACAAAGCCAAAAUUAAGAUAUGGGUCUUAACUGGAGAUAAGCAAGAGACUGCUGUGAACAUUGCCUAUGCCUGUAACAUAUUUGAGGAAGAAAUGGAUGGGAUAUUCAUCGUGGAAGGCAAGAAUGAUGAGACUGUUCGGCAAGAACUCAGGUUGGCAAGGAAAAAGAUGAAACCUGAGUCUCUACUGGAAUCAGACCCAGUAAACACCUAUCUGAACACGAAGCCCCAAAUGCCCUUCAGAAUACCUGAGGAGGUGCCCAAUGGCAACUAUGGCUUGAUCAUCAAUGGCUACAGUCUGGCCUAUGCUCUAGAAGGGAACCUGGAGUUGGAACUGCUGCGAACAGUGUGCAUGUGCAAGGGAGUGAUCUGCUGCCGGAUGACACCCCUUCAGAAGGCCCAGGUGGUAGAGCUGAUGAAGAGGUACAAGGAGGUGGUGACACUGGCCAUCGGGGAUGGGGCCAAUGACGUCAGCAUGAUCAAAGCUGCCCACAUUGGGGUUGGCAUCACUGGCCAGGAGGGAAUGCAGGCCAUGCUCAACAGUGACUACGCCAUCUCCCAGUUCUGCUAUCUUCAGCGUCUACUCUUGGUCCAUGGCCGAUGGUCCUACAAUCGCAUGUGCAAGUUUCUCAGCUACUUCUUUUACAAAAACUUUGCCUUCACCCUGAUGCACUUCUGGUAUGCCUUCUUCAGCGGGUUCUCUGCACAGACAGUUUAUGAUACCUGGUUUAUCACUUUCUACAACCUGGUCUACACCUCCCUCCCUGUCCUGAGCUUGAGUCUGUUUGACCAGGACGUGAAUGAAACAUGGAGUCUACGCUUCCCAGAGCUGUAUGACCCAGGCCAGCACAACCUCUAUUUCAACAAGAAGGAAUUUGUGAAGUGUUUAGUGCGUGGGAUCUAUAGUUCCUUCGUGCUGUUCUUUAUCCCUAUGAAGACCAUUCAUAACUCAGUGCACAGUGAUGGGAAAGAGAUCUCUGACUACCAGUCCUUCUCCCUGCUAGUACAGACUGCCUUGCUCUGCGUGGUCACAGUGCAGAUUGCCCUAGACACAACCUACUGGACAUUGAUAAGCCACAUCUUCACCUGGGGUAGCCUGGGUUUCUACUUUUGCAUCUUAUUCCUCCUGUACAGUGAUGGCUUGUGCCUAAUGUUCCCCAAUGUCUUCCAAUUCCUAGGUGUGGCCAGGAACACUCUGAACCUGCCACAAAUGUGGCUGAUUAUUAUCCUCAGCGUGGUCCUCUGUAUUUUGCCUGUGAUUGGGUACCGAUUUCUCAAACCAUUGUUCUGGCCUGCCGACGUGGACAAGAUUAUGAACAGAAUUCAUCUUUGGACAAGACAUCCACUGCUACCCCCUACCCAGACCAAACUGAGACACACAAGGCCUCGACGUUCUGCCUAUGCAUUCUCCCACAAACAGGGCUUUGGGGCCCUCAUCACUUCAGGCAAAACAAUGAAGGACAAGAGCUGACACCUUUUCAGGCUUCAGAACUGGGAGAAGGAGACUGCUGGGGAUGUUUAAAAAUCCUUUCUUGAGGGGGUAUAAGCCACAAUUGAUGAACAUUUGUCUUCAUUCCAUAAAAUUACUUUGAGAAGAAAUUGUAUGUACUUGGGAAAUUGUUUCUGAGAAGUUUAUGGAGUAAUAAAUUGCUUAUUUUGGAGUGGAGAGAUAUGUAUGAUCUGUUGGAUCCCAGUGACAGUAACAUCCAAGCAGUAUCAUUGGCCCCACUGCCCCAUCCACCCCUUUUCUCUCCUUCUGCAGUUCCAUUUCACUUUUCUGUCCUUUGUUGCUAAACUCUAUCUUGACCUCAAUAUGACCACAUCCUUUGACCAUGGAGCUUUAUCCCCUUUACACACCUUGGUACUAGGUUGAGUGACUUCAUCCAGACUUCGUUUAUCAACAGAAUGAAGAUUUUAAACUAUCUUAGAUCUUUCUUAGAACCAGAUCCAUUUAUUAAACUGAUUCUGAAAUCCUUCAUUUAGUUGAAUCCUAGGAAAUUCACACUCAGUCCACCAACAUGUAUUAAUCAUUUUCCCCCAAAACAUCACCCAGGAUGCUGCCACCGUGAUCCCAGUCACCCAAGGCAGUGAUGGAAAUCAUUCCACACUCUUCCUCUAGUCUGAUGUCUAUUAAUAGGUCAUCAAGAAAUGUAAACUCUGGGGUGCCAGGGUGGCUCAGUCGUUAAGCAUCUGCCUUCA
Messenger RNA from Mustela erminea (ermine), 5669 nucleotides. RefSeq names its product phospholipid-transporting ATPase FetA-like. The transcript has 30 exons. NCBI's taxonomy places the organism in Eukaryota, Metazoa, Chordata, Mammalia, Carnivora, Mustelidae. The record is from RefSeq and is a predicted model, not a curated record. Gene Ontology annotation, cellular component: plasma membrane. Gene Ontology annotation, biological process: phospholipid translocation; Golgi organization. Gene Ontology annotation, molecular function: ATPase-coupled intramembrane lipid carrier activity; ATP hydrolysis activity; ATP binding. The coding region runs from base 1270 to 4941 and encodes 1223 amino acids.